AUGAGACGAGUUGUUCUUGAUGUUGGAGGGACCGAGUUUGUGACGACUGUCGAAACACUAACCUCCAUCCCGGAAACGUAUUUUGAGGCUUUGUUUAACCGAUGGUCUGAUGGCGAACCCUCGAGUAGCAGCAUCUUUCUAGAUCGCGAUCCCACACAUUUCCGCCAUAUAUUGAAUUUCUACCGCAAUCGCGUCGUCCCCGUUGGCCUCUCUGCACAAGAAAAGCAAGAACUGAGCGCUGAAGCUGCAUUUUAUAAUAUUCAAGAGUUAACGAGCGCCUUGGAAGGAACAAUUCAGCUGGCUAUCGGAGAUACCAUUUAUCUUACUGACAGCUCCAUCGAAAAAUUCGGCGCCUUCCUGGGCGGUUACCCCGCUCGAUCGUGCAGAAUUUGUAUGGGGAUGCUGAACCCGGCGAAUAUAUUUGCUGACCAAUGCCAGCUGUGUCGAAUUCCCACCGACAGAUGGGUUUGGGGAUGUCUUCUGGUUUGUUCAGAAUUAUGCACCUUCCUACCCGAUGUCAGAAUCAUUUCGGUGCUGCUCACGAAACGCCAAAGCCCUGUAUCAAAGACG
Mesorhabditis spiculigera is the source of this 570-nucleotide messenger RNA. Lineage: Eukaryota; Metazoa; Nematoda; Chromadorea; Rhabditida; Rhabditidae. The record is from the annotation of a GenBank genome assembly.